AUGAAGAACGCUCUGGCUUUUGCUUCAGCUCUAGCACUGGCUGGAUAUGCCGACGCAGUCCCAGCAGCUUCGAGCACUACUUGUUGUCGGGAGCUAUCCCAAGCCCUCCCAUCCGUCUUCUUUUCUCCCUCCACAUCACAAUACAACACUCUCAUCAAUGCUCGAUGGUCUGGUACCUCAGUCCUGCAUCCAGGCUGCGUCGUAACUCCCAAGUCCGCUCUCGACGUGUCCAAGGCCGUCAAAAUCAUUGUCAAGAACCAAUGCCAAUUUGCCGUCAGAGGAGGCGGACAUAACGCCAACCCAGGCUUCAAUAGCAUCGACGAUGGUGUCUCUAUUGAUCUCAGCUCCCUGAAUUCAGCUUCGUUGGCUAAAGAUCGCUCAUAUAUUGGCAUUGGCGCUGGUAUUACUUGGGGCGAAACCUACGACGCCUUCAACAGCAGCAAUAUUGGCUUUACGGGCGGAAUCUGCGAGGACGUCAGCGCCGGCGGUAUCAGCCUCGGGGGCGGCCAGUCUCUCUUCCAACCCAAGCGAGGAUGGGCCAUUGACAACAUCCUCAAUUAUGAGAUUGUGCUUGCCUCUGGUGAGAUUGUGAAUGCCAAUGCCACGAGUUAUCCGGAUCUCUUCAAGGCGCUGAAGGGAGGCAACACCAACUUUGGUAUCGCUAGUUACUCGGAAGUGCAAGAUCAGAUGAGCCAGGCUCUGGUUGACUUUACGGCGAAUAAUCACUUCGAUGUCAACACGUCAGUGCAGCUCAUGACUGUGUACUUGGCGAAUAAUCAAGGUCAAAUCGUCAACGCUGCCUUUGGAAACACCAUUGGCGAGGAGAAUCCCGCUUCUCUGCAAGAAUUCCUAAACAUGCCGAACCAGGUCAAGCACGAUGUUGGGCACAUCAAGCUUGCCGACUUUGUGCACCAAGUCAGUGAGUUUCAGGCCAAGGGAUAUCGUCAAGUGACUUCCAGCAUAACCUUUUCCAACGACUAUGUCACCGUCCGAGACAUUUGGGACGUGACUGAUGAGAUCUACAACGGACUCGAGCACAAAGACCAGGUUGACUGGAUGAUUUCGUUUAUCCCCCAGCCCAUGGUCCAGCAGUCAUACGCAGCUCGCAGUGGCGGCAACAGUCUCGGCCUCCAGAGUGUCACAGAUGACCAGAUCGUGGUGUGGCUGACUUCGCGGUGGACCGACCCCAGCCUCGACAGCAUGAUGUACGCCGCGCGAGACGACUUCAUUACCGCAACGGAGGCUGUUGCGAAGAAAUACGGCACAUACCACCCUUUCCUGUACAUCAACUAUGCUUCUCCUUCGCAAAACCCGCUCUGUGGAUAUGGAGUCGACAACUUUAAUUUCUUGAAGACUACGGCGGCAAAGUAUGAUCCUCAUGGCGUCUUUCAGAAGCUGAUGCCUGGCGGCUUCAAAGUCAGCAAGACGACUUGCUCAUAA
Molecule: messenger RNA, 1440 nt
Organism: Trichoderma breve
Lineage: Eukaryota; Fungi; Ascomycota; Sordariomycetes; Hypocreales; Hypocreaceae
Product: FAD binding domain-containing protein
Exons: 5
Coding region: 1-1440 (479 amino acids)
Molecular function (GO): FAD binding
Source: RefSeq, a predicted model, not a curated record